GGGAGAACGGUUGCAUAUAGUACAUAGAGCAACUGGGCUCCCGAGGAAGAGAUCUGGUGUGAUGUCUGUGAUACCUUAAGCUUCCCCCUCUGCCCUGUGCCAUCCUAUCCUGCUUCUUCCUUCCCUCAACCCACAACACCAUCUCCACCACCUACAAACAGCUCUACAACUCGAACGCACACGCAAUAUAUCACCUCACUUAGUACCUCGAAUAGUACCCACAACCCCCCUACAGACAAACUACUACAACCAUGUCUACCGAGCCCGUCUACUCUCACGGCCGUGGAGGCCAGGGCAACAUCGGCCCCGACAACACGGAGUACGUUGACGGCGAGAUCCGCCGCGAAGAGGACCCCACGGCUUCCGGGGGCGCGUACUCCACCGGCCGCGGCGGAGCAGCGAACAUCGGGUCACCCAGGGUUACCCCGGUGAAGACGUCGAAGCACGACGACGACAUUAUUCCCGAGGCGGCGAUGGUCAAGCCCGACGAUAAGUACCAUGCCGGCCGCGGUGGAGAGGGGAAUGCCUUCGUAGGCGGCGAGCGGGUCGAGGAGAAGAAGAAUACACACAAUGGAUUGGCCGAUAAGCUCAAGAAGAGAUUGUCCGCCAUCAUGGCGAAGUUCAAAUAGUCACGGACUACAUAACUGGACUCAUGACAUGACAUGAUAUGACUUGACUUGACGGGUGGUUUGAUUUGUCUUGACUGACUGGCUUUGCGGGGCGGGAGGUUUCACUUGUUUGCGCGUUUAUUUAGGAACUGACGGCCGUCUUCGGUAAUGUGGGGGAGUUAAUAGGAUCAAGAGGCUCUUUUGUUUUUGUUUUUUUCUCUGCUUUUCUUUCGGGGAGAGGGGGGGAGGAGGGGAGGAUGUAUGGCGGAGGCUGGAUGCUCGAUACCUUGGGGGAGCUUUGUGUUCUGUUCUAAUGAUUCUGCUUUCUUGUUCAUGCUUUGGGAAUGGGGAUGGGCAAUAUACCGUUUGCGAACUGUACGAUGGGGUGAACCAGUCAAGGCAUGAGAUUGAAGCAACGCCCCGGAAGGAAGACGAACC
This is a messenger RNA of Tricharina praecox, 1046 nucleotides long. RefSeq lists its product as uncharacterized. The record is from RefSeq and is a predicted model, not a curated record. Bases 252 to 629 code for a protein of 125 amino acids. Lineage: Eukaryota; Fungi; Ascomycota; Pezizomycetes; Pezizales; Pyronemataceae. The transcript is spliced from 4 exons.